UGCUGCCCACCCCAGCCUGAAGCAACCAUCCUGGCCCCUCCCCACAUCCCCAAAUGCCUAAUAUAAGAGCUUCUCCUGGGGGCACAGCAGCCAAAAGCACUGAGAGCAGAGGCCUCAGAUUCUCAGACGGUUGUGCUGGACCCACAAGGACAGACCCAAGAAAGAAGGCGAGGCCGUGUCGCCCACAAAGGACUAAGCAGAGAUGAAAGCCUCCUUGCUCAUGCCCUUUCUCCUGCUGGUGACAGCUUCUGCUCUUCAUCUGGAGAAUGACGCCCCACGUUUGGAAAGCCUAGAGAUGGAAGCAGACUGGGACCAGGAUCUGGAUGGCUCAGGGGAGCAGGAGGAAGAGUUGGCCCUGACCGAGGAAGGGAUUCAGUCAACGGGAGAGGAUGACCAAGAUGCCGUGGAGUCAGACACAGCUGUCUCAGAUGAGGACUUGCAGUGCCCCAGGGAAGAGGACACAGUUGAAAUGCAGGGAGGCCCUGGGUGUAAGACCUGCCACUUCCGGUUGGUGAAGAGCCCAAAGAAUUUUCAAAAAGCUGAGAAAAUCUGCAAGAAAUGCUAUAAGGGCAACCUGGUCUCCAUUCACAGCUACAGCUCCAAUAAGCGUAUUCUCUCUCUGGCCAGUGCAGUCAACCGGGGCCAGGUCUGGAUUGGAGGCAUCCGCAAAUGCUGGUUUCUCCUCUUCAAGAAAUUCUACUGGACAGAUGGGAGCUGCUGGAAUUUUACCUUCUGGGCCCCAGGGGAGCCUGGGAAUGGGCAUGGCAACUGUGUGUCCCUGUGUACCGGAGAUGGCCGCUGGCGACGCAUUCAGUGCAACAGGAGGCGGCCCUUCAUCUGCUCCUACUAGGCAGCGGGCGCGGGGACCACCUCGGAGCCUCCCCCUUCCCAGUGCCCGCUUCCUGUCCCGCCCUCUGCCGGUAAUAAACGCAGACUGCUCACAGCA
Molecule: messenger RNA, 946 nt
Organism: Oryctolagus cuniculus (rabbit)
Lineage: Eukaryota; Metazoa; Chordata; Mammalia; Lagomorpha; Leporidae
Gene: PRG3
Product: proteoglycan 3, pro eosinophil major basic protein 2
Biological process (GO): immune response
Source: RefSeq, a predicted model, not a curated record